AUGGGCGUCCGGAUCGCGAUACGGGAACAACUGGCACUGCUUGUCGUCCUGGCCGUCCUUGUGGCCUUGAUGAUAUUGUCAGUGCCCGUUUGGAUCUAUGUCAACAGCUUCGUCAUCGAUGUCGAGAGCAACCAGCUCGCCCUGACGGCCUCGCUGAAGGCCUCGCGCAUUUCCAGCGAGCUUGAGUUGGUCCAGACUAACUGCCUCACAAUAUCCUCGCGGCUGUUGAUCCAGCGCUCUAUUUACGACUUUUACAACGGCAAUCAGACAGAGCAAAAUUGGGAAAUAGCCAAAGCCGACCUCGAGAGUGCUCUCUCCGUCGGCUCGCUCAGUGGCCUUCUGCAAGGCCGCAUCUACUCACGAAACUCGACCGGCAAUAACUACGGACUUGUCAAUGUCACGGGUGCCCGCGUCAAUGAGACCCCGAUCGAACUGCCCUACCGUGGGCCCGACAACCAGCCUGUGUUCCUCAGCGACACGGAGGAGGGAUACCCUCCAGAGCUCUAUCCUAAUAUCACCUACAUCGAUCUUGGUCGUCCCAGCCAGGUUCGACCAGGGGAGCGUGCCUACAUCGCCGAAGCAUUUCAAGGUGUUCGCAUUUCUACGAACGGCGGCUUACUGCUUGGGCCGCUUAUCCUCAACGAGACUUUUGCUCUCAUGUCCAUCUCUGUGCCGAUUCGAGACCAGCGAGAGAAUAACUUUGUGAUUGGAUACAUUACGCUAGUCUUCACGUCGAUAUCGCUGCUCGAAGUCGGCAAGUCUCGGGAAGGGUUGGGCGAUACGGGUGUCGUAUUGGUGGUCGGUCCUACGAGCCCGACCAACCGGUUCGACAUUACAAACCCUGUCAGCAACGCUACCUUCCUCCCUGACAGAGACAGGUUCGGGGACACACCUGUGCAGUUCAUCUUGCCGCCUCAACCCGUCGACGGUCAGGCCGACCGACACAGCGAUCGUAGAUAUUUGGAUGGCAACAACAUGGAACCUUUUGCCAUCGAAAAGUUCCCUGCCGUACUCGACUCCUUCUCCAAGCGCUUCGACACGGUCAACAAUGCCAGCUCUAUGCUCUCGACGCACAAUGAACAGAACGUUCCCGUCGCUGUUGGUUUUGCACGGACUAACACGCCUCUUGUUAACUGGACCGUUGUCGUCGAGCAAGCAAAGUCAGAGACAGAUGCGCCCAUUUCGACACUUCGCAACAUCAUCUUGGGGUGUGUCUUUGGCACCGCCGGUUUGUUUAUUAUCUUUAUUUUCCCUUGCGCCCACCUCAGCGUGAUGCCCAUUCGCAGGCUCAAGGCUGCCACCGAGAAGACCGUGGCGCCUCCUGGCUAUGAGGAUGGCUAUUAUGACUGCGACGACGACGACAGCCCGGGGUCCGGUGCCAUCUCUUCACGUUCGCAGAGGUCCAAAAGGGAUGGUCUCGCAGUGGCUCUCCUCAAGCUGGUGGGAUACAAACCAAAAGAAAAGUCGCCUUCCGAGCACGAACGCGAAUCGACGCGCAGAAGUUUCAAGAUACCUGGCAAAGUCGAUGAUCGCAAGCACUUCAUCUCAGACGAGCUCACCGAGUUGACGCAGACUUUCAACGACAUGAGCGACGAACUGACGCCCCUGAACGGCAUUUUGGGCAUGUGCGCCGUCAGCAUGGAGGAGACAGACAUCACCAGGAUAAAGCAAAGCCUGAAGACGCUGUACAAGUCAGGCGACCUACUGCUCCAUCUCCUAGAGGAUCUCCUCAGUUUCUCCAAGAACCAAAUUGGCCAGCAACUAGCCCUUGAAGAAAGGGAGUUCAGAUUGGCUGAUAUCAGAACGCAAGUGCUGUCCAUUUUCGACAAACAGGUGCGGGAAGGCCGUAUCGCCCUCUCUGUUGAUUUCCUGAGUUCCGAGGUCGUCGAGAUCAAUCCUGGCGUGGACAGGACCAGUGCAGAGAAGAAGCUACCCGCCCUUGGUCCCCACGGCAUGGGACGACUCAAAGACAUGUGUCUUUGGGGCGAUCAACACCGAAUUUUGCAAGUUCUCAUCAACCUCGUCAGCAACAGUCUCAAGUUUACACCAGCGGAAGGCCGGGUAGAAGUGAGAAUCAGGUGCAUAGGCGAGGUGGAAACCCCGGUUGGCGGCGACGACAGUCGCACAUCGUCCUUCUCCAAAGACUCGAGACGAUUCGGUAGAUCGCGUCACAGGCUGAACUCGAGCUCGGUCCACUCGGCCAGCUCCAAGGCGGGCUCUACAUCAUCGCAACAAAUCCAGAAUGCUAGUUACAAGGGCACAGCACUUACGAUCAAUCCUGCUGAUCCGAAGGCCACACCGCAUGUUCAGAUACGAGAACGGUCGCCCACACCACCGCCCCCGGGCGCCAAGCAAUUCAUGUUCGAAUUCGAGGUUGAGGAUACCGGCCCUGGUAUUCCAGAGAACAUGCAGCAGAGGGUCUUCGAGCCUUUCGUGCAGGGCGACCUGGGCCUAAGCAAGAAAUUUGGCGGCACCGGUCUUGGUUUGAGUAUUUGUCAUCAGCUGGCGACCCUCAUGGGAGGUUCCAUCUCUUUGAGGAGCACCGUUGGAGUAGGCACAACGUUCACGAUGCAGAUUCCCCUCAAGUAUGUGAGGGACAGAGCGUCCAGCACUGCAUCUAGCAGCAUCAAGUCAAGGCCACCUAGCCUAGAUCUCAUCGACGGAGGUAUAGACAGCCCCCAAAGGAAGAGCGUAACUGGCAGCUUGACCGCACCAGGUGACGACAUGGAUCCGAUUCAGCCCGGUCAGGAGACGACGAGACUUGUGGGUUUGCGACAACCUUUCUUCCCAGCAUCUCCGACACCGAAGCCGACCAGCAACACGAAAGAUCAGAUGGAUGCCAUUAAGCGCGCCAUCGCGAAUAAAAACGGCAAGGGCAAACUGCGAGUCUUGGUCGCCGACGACAACUCGACCAAUAUCGAGGUCGUCAGUAAGAUGUUGAAGCUAGAAGAUGUCUACGACGUGACGAUCGCCAAAGACGGCCAGGAAGCGUACGACCUGGUCAAGGCCAAUAUGGACGAAAACCUCCGUUUUGAUGUGAUCUUUAUGGACGUCCAGAUGCCUAACCUUGACGGUCUGCAGUCAACCAAACUCAUUCGCAAAAUGGGUUACAAGGCGCCCAUUGUGGCGCUGACGGCGUUCUCGGAGGCCAGCAAUGUGAAGGAGUGCAUGGACAGUGGUAUGGAUGAGUUCUUGAGCAAGCCGAUCCGGCGUCCAGCGCUCAAGCAGGUGCUCAUGAAGUUCGCCACCAUUCCCGAAGAAGAGGCAGAAACGUCAAGCUUGACGAGGAAAACGACGCCGGAAGACGUCAUCCGGGAAAAACCAGUGGCACAUGAGGCUCCGACAAACGGAGCCGCGACCACGCCAAAAGAUCCGGAGAAGGUGAACGGGGCACCAAGGUGACCCCGCGCUCUCACUAUGUAAUACACCUACUUGACAGAGAGCACCGCCGACCAAGGAUGCAGCAAUACUUGGGUGUCGGCGUUUGGAUCCUCUGUCCAUUAUUCCCCUUACCCCCGUUCGUUUUUGUAGAUAUCGCAGGUUCUGCCCGGAUCCGACGCCGGCAUCAGGAAGGGCAUCGGAAACAAAAUGGGACAUGUGCUCAGGGAGGAGUCACUCAUUUGUAGGAGCACAGGGUUGCGAGCAGAGAUAUCCAGUCACGAAUGUCUUUUACUUUGUCCUUUCCAUUUAUGAAAAUCUCAGCACCGGGAGUUUGGCUUUGGCAUUGGAACAUGCUCGAAUUAUAUACGCGCCAUGAUGACGGGGUUGGGGACCACCCCUGACGUGUGCACAUAGUAGUCUGGCCGGCAAGGCAUAUGUUAAUUGAGGCCGUAUGACGGGCUUCUGAAACGUCACCAAUGAUACUAUGAGUGUCUUUUUUUUUUGGUUC
Messenger RNA from Verticillium alfalfae VaMs.102, 3889 nucleotides. RefSeq names its product osmosensing histidine protein kinase SLN1. The transcript is spliced from 3 exons. Bases 1 to 3402 code for a protein of 1133 amino acids. Gene Ontology annotation, biological process: phosphorelay signal transduction system; phosphorylation. Lineage: Eukaryota; Fungi; Ascomycota; Sordariomycetes; Glomerellales; Plectosphaerellaceae. Gene Ontology annotation, molecular function: phosphorelay sensor kinase activity. The record is from RefSeq and is a predicted model, not a curated record.